Messenger RNA from Gracilinanus agilis (Agile Gracile Mouse Opossum), 915 nucleotides. RefSeq names its product SNF8 subunit of ESCRT-II (gene SNF8). Gene Ontology annotation, biological process: protein transport to vacuole involved in ubiquitin-dependent protein catabolic process via the multivesicular body sorting pathway. Gene Ontology annotation, cellular component: ESCRT II complex. Lineage: Eukaryota; Metazoa; Chordata; Mammalia; Didelphimorphia; Didelphidae. The record is from RefSeq and is a predicted model, not a curated record. Bases 50 to 826 code for a protein of 258 amino acids. The transcript is spliced from 8 exons.
GGCUGAUCCCCUCAACUGGAACGGCCGAAAGGCCGGCGUGUGGGCAGGGAUGCACCGCCGCGGGGUGGGCGCCGGCGCCAUUGCCAAGAAGAAGCUGGCCGAGGCCAAAUAUAAGGAACGGGGCACUGUUCUGGCCGAGGACCAGCUGGCCCAGAUGUCAAAGCAGCUGGACAUGUUCAAGACCAACUUGGAAGAAUUUGCCAGCAAACACAAGCAAGAAAUCCGGAAGAAUCCUCAGUUCCGAUUGCAGUUCCAGGACAUGUGUGCCACCAUUGGGGUUGAUCCUUUGGCCUCUGGAAAAGGAUUUUGGUCUGAAAUGUUGGGUGUUGGAGACUUUUAUUAUGAGCUGGGUGUUCAGAUUAUUGAAGUGUGUUUGGCACUAAAGCAUCGGAAUGGAGGUCUGAUCACUUUGGAGGAGCUACACCAGCAGGUGUUGAAGGGAAGGGGCAAGUUUGCUCAGGAUGUCAGCCAAGAUGACCUUAUCCGAGCCAUCAAGAAACUGAAAGCUCUGGGCACUGGCUUCAGCAUCAUUCCUGUGGGAGGCACUUACCUGGUCCAGUCAGUCCCUGCUGAACUCAACAUGGAUCAUACUGUGGUACUGCAGCUGGCAGAGAAAAAUGGUUACGUGACAGUCAGUGAAAUCAAAGCAAGUCUCAAAUGGGAGACUGAGAGAGCUCGGCAAGUGCUGGAGCACCUACUGAAAGAAGGAUUGGCUUGGCUGGACCUGCAGGCUCCAGGGGAGGCACACUACUGGCUGCCAGCUCUCUUCACAGACCUAUACUCCCAGGAGAUCACAGCUGAGGAAGCCAGGGAGGCCCUCCCCUGACUCUUGGGGGAACAAAACAGUGGGGAGAAUGGAAAGAGGGCAAGAAUCUACCAAGAGAGCCUGAACAAUAAACAUUUUUAUAAGGAAAA